AUGUCCGGGAACAACCUGGUCCUCCCCAUCGUGCUGUGGGGCCGUGCGGCUCCCACACACUGCGUCAGUAGCCUCCUGGUCCUGGACGACUGCAGCGCGGUCAUCACGGGCUGUCAUGACGGCCAGAUCUGCCUGUGGGACACGACCCCGGAGCUGGAGAUGUGUCCCAGGGCCAUGCUGUUCGGACACACUUCCUCCAUUACAUGUUUGGCUAAAGCUAGCGCUUGUGCGGAGAAACAGUACAUUGUUAGCGCCUCUGAGAACGGAGAGAUGUGUCUUUGGGACGUGAACGACGGCAGAUGCAUCGAGUUCACCAAACUGAACUGUGCCCACACCGACAUCCAGUUUUACCAGUUCACCAUCGGGACGCAGAAGGAGGGCCGACUGCUCUGUAACGGUCACUACCCUGAGAUCCUGGUGCUGGACGCCACCAGUCUGGAGGUGCUCUACUCCCUGGUCUCCAAGAUCUCCCCCGACUGGAUCAGCGCCAUGAGCAUCAUCCGCUCCCAUCGCACACAAGAGGACACAGUCGUGGCCGUCUCAGUGACCGGGAUCCUCAAGGUGUGGAUCAUCACGGCCGAGGUCAGCCGCAUGCAGGACUUGGACCCUGUCUUUGAAGAUGAGUCCAAACCCAUCCACUGCCAGAGCUGCCAAAGCAUCUCCUUCUGCCACUUCACCCAGAACAGUCUGCUGGUGGUCUGCUCCAAAUACUGGCGGGUGUUGGACGUGGCUGACUACUCUGUGCUCUGCUCUGUGAACUGUGAGCCUGAUCAGUCCUGGACUGGAGGGGACUUCUUAUCUGCAGACAAAGUGAUCAUCUGGACCGAAGACGGCUGCAGCUACAUCUACACACUCCCCCCCAGUUGCCUGUCCGCCAGCGAACAUUUCCGCAGUGACGUGGGCAAGACCAAAGAGGGCGCUGUGCCCCCUCUCAUCUACAAGAUGGCUGAGCAUCCAGACAGAAAGCUGCUCAUCUGUCCCCCCGUCACACACUUCUUCUUCAGUCGGAGGGAGCCCUUUCACAAGCUGCUGAUCCAGGGAGACUCAGAGGGGAGACUGACCCUGUGGAGAGUCCCAGACCACAUCCCAGCCCCGCAGGCCACCCCCCCAGGAGUCCACACAGAGCUGCCCAUCUCCACCACCCUCAGUCUGCAGGAGUCCUUCGACCGCCUCCUGCCCGUGUCGUCCGGGAUCAUCGACCAGCUCAGCACCCUGCCUGGGAAAGACCAGCCCAUCAAGGUGACGGCCAGUGUGUACAUCCCGGCUCAGGGCCGCCUGGUGUGUGGGCGCGAGGACGGAAGCAUCAUCCUGGUCCCUGCCACACAGACCGCCAUCGUGCAGCUGCUGCAGGGGGAGCAUAUGCUCCGCAGAGGCUGGCCCCCUCACCGCACACUACGAGGCCACAGGAACAAGGUGACGUGCGUGCUGUACCCGUACCAGGUGUCGCCCCGCUACGACCAGCGCGCCCUGGUGUCCGGAGGCGUGGACUUCUCCGUCAUCGUGUGGGACAUCUUCACCGGAGAGAUGAAGCACAUCUUCUGUGUCCACGGGGGAGAGAUCAGCCAGCUCUUGGUGCCUCCGGAGAACUGCAGCACGCGUGUCCAGCACUGCGUCUGCUCCGUGGCCAGUGACCACUCGGUGGGGCUGCUGAGUCUGAAGGAGAGGAAGUGCAUCAUGCUGGCGUCCAGGCAUCUGUUCCCCAUCCAGGUCAUCAAGUGGAGGCCCGCCGACGACUACCUGGUGGUGGGCUGCUCUGACGGCUCUGUGUACGUGUGGCAGAUGGACACAGGGGCCUUGGACCGCUGUGUGAUGGGCCUGACAGCAGUGGAGAUCCUCAGUGCUUGUGAUGACCUGGCUCCUGCUGCGGUGGACGCUUUGAGUCACUCUGCCGUGAACCUCAAACAGGCCAUGACGCGCCGCAGCUUAGCCGCGCUCAAGAACAUGGCUCAGCACAAACUACAGACCCUGGCCACCAACCUGCUGGCAGCCGACAACGCAGACAAGGGAAACCUACCAAAAUACUCCCACAAUGCACUGGUGGUGCAGGCCAUGAAGACCAACGUGAGCGACCCGGACAUGCACGUGCUGUUCUUUGACGUGGAGGCCGUGAUCAUCCAGCUGCUGACUGAGGAGGCGCAGAGACCCACUCCCACCCUGGUGUCCCCCGAGAGCCUGCACAAGAGCCAGGCCGGGGCCGACAAGGGCGGCUCCUUCCUGGCCAACAAGAUCUUCAAGCAGGUGAAAGAGACCAUGAAGGAGACCAUAAAGGAGCACCUUCUGGAUGACGAUGAGGAGGAGGAGGAGGAGCAGCGGCGGAGGGAGGAGAAGUCCAAGUCCCUGUCUCUGCUGGAGUACAACCUGACCAUGGACACGGCCAAACUGUUCAUGUCGUGCCUCCACGCCUGGGGCCUGAACCAGCAGCUGGACCUCAUCUGCCUGGAGCGCCUCGGCAUGCUGAGACCCCACUGCCCCAUCUCCUUUGGCCUCAUCUCCCGCGGGGGUCACAUGUCACUCAUGCUGCCCACGUUCAAGGAGUCUCUGCUGAGAAAGCUGUCCGUGGCUACCGGGAUGAAGCUGACUCUCUCGGACAUUGUGGGGAAGGGCACGUACGGCCUGUCGCGCGCCGUCACCACCCAGCACCUCCUGUCCGUCAUCUCCCUGGCCAACACGCUGAUGGGGAUGACCAACGCCACCUUUGUGGGUGAGCACAUGAAGAAGGCUCCGGCCAGACCUCCUCGCCCUGGGGGGACCCCCGAGAGCCCCCGCAGAGGCAGUGCUGCGGCCCAGAGCAGCCCACUGCCUCAGGCUCACAUCAAACAAGGUCAGUGCCUCUGCGCUCACAGCUCAUGGUCCAUCGUCUCCUCGUCCUGUCUCUGUCCUGUUGACGGCAGCAGCACCUCCUCCUCCUCCUCCCCCUCCUCCUCCUCCUACCACUCAUACAGGCUCACUGGAAGGAAAACAAGGAAAUAUACUGAAGCCUCCUCCCUGGGGCCUCCUCCCCCUCCCUGGGGCCUCCUCCCUGGGGCCUCCUCCCUGGGGCUUCCUCCCUGGGGCUUCCUCCCUGGGGCUUCCUCCCGGGGGCUUCCUCCCUGGGGCCUCCUCCCUGGGGCCUCCUCCCUGGGGCCUCCUCCCUGGGGUCUCCUCCCUGUGGCCUCCUCCCUGUGGCCUCCGCCCUGUAGCCUCCGCCCUGUGGCCUCCGCCCUGGGGCCUCCGCCCUGCGGCCUCCUCCCUGAGGCCUCCUCCCUGAGGCCUCCUUCCUGGGGCCUCCUUCCUGGGGCCUCCUUCCUGGGGACUCCUCCCUGGGACCUCCUCCCUGAGGCCUCCUCUCUGCUGCUGUUGUCUGUGUCUCUAACUCUGUGCUUCUUCUUCACCUAUUUCUCUCCUUCUCUUUCCAAGCAGCUGCUGCCCCCGGCCCUCCUCCUGGGUCUGGGGCCCCUCGGGGUCCUCCUCAGGGGCCCCAAGUUAAUCCUAGCAUCCCCUCAAUGA
Messenger RNA from Knipowitschia caucasica, 3486 nucleotides. The record is from the annotation of a GenBank genome assembly. NCBI's taxonomy places the organism in Eukaryota, Metazoa, Chordata, Actinopteri, Gobiiformes, Gobiidae.